AUGCGCAGCGGCGCCGCAGCCCAGCGGCGGCGGCGAGCAGCAGCAGCAGCGCAGCAGCAGCAGCAGCAGCAGCAGCAGCAGCAGCGCAGAGACACUAAAAAGAAGUCUUUUUGCGAUUUUCGAGGAGCUGAAUCGAAGGCUUUUUGGACUGCGGCGUUUCGGGAGCGUGAGGAGUGCCAGCUUAAGACGCAGAGCGGCGGUCGACUGGGCGCGCUGCUGCUGCGGCCGGCCGUGCAUGCAGCUGGCUCGCGCACCCCCGCAGCAGCAGCAGCAGCAGCAGCAGCAAUGCACGGGCUCGGCGGCAGCAGCGCGUACUGGGCGCUGCGGGGCGCGCUGCAGCAGCUGCGGCGGCGGUGCAUGCGCUGCAGCAGGGCGCUGCAGCUGAACUGGGACUUCGGGAAAGCAGCCAUGGCCGGCACCCCCAAGUUCUCCUUCGACCCCGCAGUGAACCAGUGGACCACUCGGGUGGACACGGAGCUGUGGACCGGCGCGGGUGGUCUGGUCUGGUCCGCCGUGUCCAUGGGCUGCUGCUGGUGGGCCUUUUGGGCUUUUUGGGUUUACUUCACGCUGGCGAGGUGGCACGUAAACGGCAAAAUGGACACUUUCGCCAAGUGGCAGCAGCAGCAGGACUAG
Eimeria tenella is the source of this 633-nucleotide messenger RNA. RefSeq lists its product as uncharacterized. The transcript has 3 exons. Lineage: Eukaryota; Apicomplexa; Conoidasida; Eucoccidiorida; Eimeriidae. Bases 1 to 633 code for a protein of 210 amino acids. The record is from RefSeq and is a predicted model, not a curated record.